AUGGCACCGGCUACGUUCGACAAUUCAGCUGUUGUUCGAAUGCUACUCCGGGCUGGCAGCAACAUCAAUUGUCGCGACAACAAUGGCGCUACACCGAUGGCCGAAGCAUGUGCCAGAGGGAACUCUUUUGCUAUUUCAGCUCUAAUGGAACGGGACCCAGAUAUCUUUGUCAGAGACUAUGGAGGGCGCAAUGUGGUACACUAUCUCUUCGUCAACAGAGAGGCUGGUGAAAGAAACAACACUAGGCCGGCACUCUUCAUCAAGCUAAUUAGAAUGGGUGUCAGUCCGUGGGAGGUCGACAAGCUUGGCUGCUCUGCCUUACAUCUGGCUAUGCACAACAAUUGUGUGACACCCUUCUUGCUGAAUGGGGAUGUACAGAUUCAGGACGAAAGGCCUAUUCCGUGGUCGACUUUGCCUUUAAACCCGGAUGCUGUCAACGCAGCAUGCCUGACAACGGCCUUUCGGCUGUACCGUCGAAAGCUAUCAACUGAAAAAUUCCGUACGCUUCUGAACCUUGAGGUCGUCGGUCCCCGGAAUCCUCUUUGCUUCGCUGCAUCCACAGGGCAAUUACAAGCCUUGGAAAACAUUUUGUCUUUGGGAAGUUUGAUAGACUUUGAAGGCUGUCCAGAGGGCUCCGCGCUCAUGGCAGCGUCCAGCGCAGGGGUUUUGGAAUCCGUCAUCUAUCUUGUUCGCCAUGGCGCAAGCAUCUCCUUUCAAGGGAACCACAACUUUCGGUCUGCAGUGAAGCUCGCAGCUACCUCGCCGCGGGUCCUUCGCUGGUUGCUUGUCGAUCGGUUCACCGACCAGAAGAAGCUCGACCAAUCUUGCCACGCGUCGACAUCCCCAUCGACUGAUUACCAACCUUGGAGCGGGAUCCAGAAAGCUGAGAUGAUCAUAUCAGGACGAUGGGAGCGGCAGCCACAUGAGUCUUCUCAGCAAUACUGGGCACGUCUAUCGAACAUGACAGAGGAUUUUAGAGGCAAGUUCCUUCCUCCCAACAGCGGGAAGACAACGCGGAGACAGUCGAAGCUGGUCCCGUCAGAAAGUGUCAAGAUUGCAGCCGGCGGAUAUUUUGUUCCGUACGAUGCCUCGGUAGGAGAACGCGUGACGAGGAAGAGCAAGUGGUCGGAGUUGGGCUUGGAGGUUCGAGAGUGUCUGGAGCGUUUCUGCUUAUGA
Molecule: messenger RNA, 1176 nt
Organism: Colletotrichum costaricense
Lineage: Eukaryota; Fungi; Ascomycota; Sordariomycetes; Glomerellales; Glomerellaceae
Product: ankyrin repeat protein
Exons: 1
Coding region: 1-1176 (391 amino acids)
Molecular function (GO): protein binding
Source: RefSeq, a predicted model, not a curated record